AAAAUUGAAUUUAGUCGCGCUUAUGUACUUGACUUUUCAACUUUUUUGUCCACGUUUUUCUCUUGCACCACUCAACCAAUUCAACCGAAUGACACGGUUGACUAUUUUUGUUUUAGCGUGAAAUUUACUCUCUCGCUCAACAUCGUUAGAUUAGGCGCGGAGCGCCUCAAUCAAACAGACCUAGUUUAUCAUUUUAUCAUUUUAUAGUAUUCAUUUUAAUCGUCUAAUUGUUAGCCUAGAAUGACAAGUGGCACGCAAGUAAAUCGCGUUUGGUUAGGUUUCGCAUGUUAAAAAACGACACGUUUGACAGAAGCAUAUUUUAUUAAUAUAAUGUUAACCUGCGAAGCGCCUGAUUGUCUUUCAAACGAAAAUACUAAAAUUGAUGGUAAAGAGAUUUUAUUGUUUCCUUGCCCUGAAGAUGUUGCGCAGAAGGAUCAAUGGAGACAGAGUUGUAGGUUAAGUGAAAACAUUGGAAACGAUAAACCUUUCUAUGUUUGUGAACUGCACUUUGAAGAAAUGCAUUUUACAAGUUCAAAGGAAUUGAAACCUGAUGCUGUUCCAACUAUUUUCAACAAAACAGAGGAUUACCAAAGAAAACGUAAAGCUGAAGAUGUGUUCGAAGCCGAAUCACCUAAAACUCCUCUGUUAAAGCAAAAGAAAGUAGACAAUGAUUCACGUAGUUUAGUGACUCCUCCGCAAAGUCCUGGUGUGCAGUUAAUAAAAAAUGUUGAAGAAAUGAAUGGAGAAAAUAAGUUGGACAUAUCUUCUAAUUAUGAAAUAUUAAAUGACUGUGCCCACUCAAAAUCUGAAUUAUAUCAAGAUGUUAAGCUGGGAAACAAAGUAUAUCGUUUAACUAUACAGAUAGAUAAAAUAUAUGGUAAACCUUGUCCAAAAUCAAAGAAACUCAUGGCAUUGGCACAAAUAAUGAAGAAAAGCCCGCUUCUUGAAAAUUUAAUCAAUAUAGACCAAAGAGAUCAGUCUUCAGAAAAAGUUAACGGGAAAGCAAUUUGUGCAAAGGGUGGUUGCAAGCUAAAAAAGUCUGUUUACGACUCGAAACCAGCUUUUCAGUGCGAACACUGCGAUAAAUACUAUGUAAUAAAAAAGAACGCUAAUCAAGAAGAAAAGAACGUCUGCUACAUAUGCCACAAAGCAUUUCCAUCUUUGCAAUCUUUAUUCUUUCAUACUAAAACUCAUUAUGUAUGUGAUAUAUGUCAGACUGAAUGCAAUUCACAAGUGACAUACGAUAAACAUGUGAGACUGCAUGUGAGCACAGAUCCAUUGUAUCCAUAUAAAUGUCAUCAGUGUACAGAAACAUUUGAAAUUAAGGAUGAUAUAAAACAGCACUGUAUAAUUGUUCACCCUACAAUAAAAUUGCAGAACACAGUUCUGCAAGUAACUACACCACCUUUAGCUCAACAAGUGCUUCAACCACAGGAUUACCGUUGCGUCACUUGUAAUAUCACAUUUAGAAAUGAACAAGCCUAUAGGAACCAUAUCAAUUCUCACAAAAGUAAAGAAGGUUUACGAUGCAGUAUUGGAGAUAGCCCGAAUAACAUAUUCCCAGUGCCUAGCCCUUUAACUGGUAGUCAAAUAGGUAUUCUUCGUGCUGUAAAAUUUAGCUGUAGAGUGUGUUCUAUGGAAUUCGAUAACGUGGGCGAAGUAGACAAACACACGAGGACUCACUUAGAAAAAGACGCCGACGAGGAUCACAAGUGCAAUAUUUGUACAAAAACAUUUAAAACAAUUGCUCAACUCAAUGAACACUUAAAAUAUCAUCUGGCUCGCGCACAUUCUUGCCCAGUAUGUUCCAAAGCUUUUAUUAAUAGAACAACUUUGAACAUACAUUUAAAAACGCACGAAACAUAGAUAUAACAAUCUAUUUACUAAAAGUUAGAUUAAGUAGAAACUGUGUAUCAUCUACUUAUUUGUUUUUCGAUACGUAUUAUUUCAAUCGGUAAGGUUCCUGAAAGUAGAAACUUUUGUAUAAUAGAUAUUAAGAUUAUCACUUGUAUUGGUAUUUAUAGCCAAUAAUGAAAGCAUUAUGUAUGAUUACAUAGACUAUUAAACUUUUGAACACUACUGCUCGUGUUCUAUUUUAUGCAAUAAAAUUUAGAUA
This is a messenger RNA of Megachile rotundata (alfalfa leafcutting bee), 2116 nucleotides long. RefSeq lists its product as uncharacterized. The record is from RefSeq and is a predicted model, not a curated record. NCBI's taxonomy places the organism in Eukaryota, Metazoa, Arthropoda, Insecta, Hymenoptera, Megachilidae.